AUGGUAGCCUCUCGGUUUAGAGAUUUAUACUAUCCAUCACGUAACAAUUUUUCGGAUGGAUCCACUGGUUUUACGCCUACUGCAGCUUGCGUUAACAAGCAUGGGGAUUUAGUCUAUGUAGGGAAUUCCGAAGGCGAAAUACUUAUUGUGGACCAUAAUAGCUUCCGAAUACGUGGUGUUGUGCCGAUUGCAGGGAGUGGCGCAAUCAAGAACAUCUCGUUUAGUAAGAACGGACAGUAUCUCUUGACAAACUCAAAUGAUAGAACCAUCAGAAUCUACGAAAAUCUUUUGCCGGUUAAAAGCGGGCUAUAUGCCCUGGACGAAUUUAGCAAAGAGCUCGAUGAGCAAGAUGAAUUCGAGAAGUUUAAGGUUGUUGGGUCGAGGUGCCUGGCUUUGUUUCGUGAGUUGCAGGACUCGGUCACUAGAGUGCACUGGAAAGCUCCGUGCUUUAGUGGUGAUGAGGAGUGGGUCAUUGGAGGUUCUGCUAACAAAGGAGAACACAAGAUGUACAUAUGGGAUAUGGCCGGGCAUCUCGUGAAAAUCCUCGAGGGUCCAAAGGAAGCAUUGAUAGAUCUUGCAUGGCAUCCCGUUCGCCCUAUUGUUGUUUCAGUCUCGUUGAUGGGCUUGGUUUAUAUUUGGGCCAAGGACUACACCGAGAAUUGGAACGCGUUUGCUCCGGAUUUCAAAGAGCUUGAGGAGAAUGAGGAGUAUGUAGAACGAGAAGAUGAAUUUGAUUUAUUGCCUGAAAUAGAAAACGUGAAAGCUUCUGAUAUUACUGAAGAUGAGGAGAUCGACAUUGAGUCGUUCGAAAAAAGAUUCUGUUUUCAGUGA
This is a messenger RNA of Striga hermonthica, 831 nucleotides long. The record is from the annotation of a GenBank genome assembly. NCBI's taxonomy places the organism in Eukaryota, Viridiplantae, Streptophyta, Magnoliopsida, Lamiales, Orobanchaceae.